Molecule: messenger RNA, 2373 nt
Organism: Tremella mesenterica DSM 1558
Lineage: Eukaryota; Fungi; Basidiomycota; Tremellomycetes; Tremellales; Tremellaceae
Exons: 10
Coding region: 1-2373 (790 amino acids)
Biological process (GO): intracellular iron ion homeostasis; copper ion import; iron ion transport
Cellular component (GO): plasma membrane
Molecular function (GO): ferric-chelate reductase activity
Source: RefSeq, a predicted model, not a curated record
AUGUCUUCCAAAGGACACGCUCAUUCUUCUACUGUCGAAGUUGCGACCUCAACAAACACCACACCAACCACCAGUGGAAAAGGUCAUUCGGGUACUGCUGCUGCUGCAGGGGCAACUACUACUAAAGCCGCCGCCAAGAAAAAAGUUGACAAGAAUAUAGCUCCGACUAGGGAAUGGCAAGUUAUCGUCGGAAUUCUUUUUCUUCUUCUCCUUCUUAAUCUCUUUCGAAGGUAUCGUUCUAGACAUUCUGCGAAGAAACGUGCUCGAAAGACUACGAUCACUUCCGGCGGCUUUCAAGGAGUCGGUACCUCUUUCUCCGAGAAAGAUGCUCAAGAUGUGAAUGGCGGUUCGAGUGGGAAAGACAAUAGAGAGAGAGUGAUAGUUGAGAAGAAAAAACAAGGAGGUAUGGUGAUGGUGGGAAGAAGUGUUAUAGCCACCAUGGCGAUAUGGGAGAAAUGGAUGUAUGUUCGAACUCUUCCUAAGUGGUUAUUUGGGUGGAAAUCUUUGAGUGAGAUCGUUUGGACAGUCAUGUACUUUGCCAUCGCUUUAGGACUCGGGAUGAAAGAUAUCACUUUGAAACCUGUCAACUGGUCCAACCAAAUGGGUAUUCUGGCCUUUGCUCAAACUCCAUUAAUCGUCGGUCUCGCUUCGAAGAACAAUGUCAUUUCCUUCCUCACCGGUAUACCCUAUCAGCAUCUCAACUACUUACAUCGUGCCUCCGGUCGACUAGCCUUUGCAUGUUCUUGGGCCCAUAUGGCCGGCAGGAUCCAACAUGGUCUAAGGGGUAAAACAGACAUCCAUUCCAUGACGGUCCGACACGGGAUCGUCGCUAUCAUCUUUCUAACCCUCCUGUCCUCUUCAUCGCUACGAGUUAUCCGUAGACUGUGGUACGAACUCUUCAUCGUUUGUCAUAUUGUUUUCGCUUUUUUAUUCCUCCUCUUUGCUUGUCUGCAUUAUCCCGAAUACAUCCAUUGGGUUUGGCCAGCGUUCUUGCUUUGGGGUUUAGAUAGGAUAGUUUCCGGGCUGAGAAUGAUGAUCAACUCUCUUCCAAUCACUAUCACUUACUCUCUCACCUCGCUCCCUCGGGUACAAACCAAGAGCAGAGGUACCGCUACCGACUGUAUUGUCGAAUUGGUCGAUAAGGAUGUUCUUCGUAUCAGUGUUCCCAUGAGUCUUCCUUGGUCUCCUGGUCAACAUGCUUUCCUGUCCAUGCCAUCUAUUUCCAAGUGGAGGUUCUGGGAACAACACCCUCAUUCCAUUUCCAACCUAUGUGUCGGUCCCGAACCAAAAGCGGUCUUUAUAGUCCGGGCUCAUAAAGGAUUUACAGGUCGAUUGCGGGAUGCCAUCACCAGUGAUUCUUCUGUCGUUCUAGCGUUUGUCGAUGGACCAUAUGGGAAAUCACCAGUUCUGGGAGGGUACGACUCGAUAAUCCUUGUUGCUGGUGGGACAGGAAUCACUCACUGUCUUUCUCUAUUCCUUCACAUUGCCAUCAAUCAACCUGAUAGUCACGUCAAACUUAUUUGGAACGUACGACACGCUUCAUAUAUCGGUUGGCUAGCUCCUAUGCUUAACCAACACGUUGCUUCUUUCUCCUCAAAAGCCAAGAUUAUCGUACAUGUCACUAGAAGUCCUCUCAGUGCUGAAUUCGAAGACUUGCACGGAUUAUCGGAUACCAUAGCUGAUGGUAUGACGGAACUAUGGUAUCAUCAUGAUCAUCAACAUCAUCAGCAGCAUGUCACCUUGGACAAAACGACCUACGAUCCCAUAUCCCCGACAAAUGGUACAUCAGAAAAUGAUUCGGGUCCAAGUUCAGAAAACGCGACGAUUGAUGAAAAGGUUAUCCCUAGUCCGUCUAGUAGCAGUGUUCUACAGGUACAGACACCAGGAGUGAAUUCCUCGGACGAGAAGACCAACACGAUCGAAGCCGAAGUCAAAGUUGCCGUAAGACCGGAAUCGAGAAAGGCUUUCGGAUUAGAUGAAGCUACCAAACGACUGAUCACUUUCCGACCUGGUCGGGUGAAUAUGCACACGGUCUUGGCAGACGAGGUAGAACAUAUUGAAGGGAAGAUCAAUGUUACUGUAUGUGGACCAGAAGCAUUGAGCAGGGAUGUAAGAGAAGCGGUAAAGACAAUCACAACUGUCAAAGCGAUUUUGGGAGGUCAAGCCGUGGUUGAUGUACAUGAAGAGACGUUUGGAUGUCAUGAAUGGUGUCUAUUAGAAAGCAGUCAGCGAGUGAAAGUGACGGUCAAAAUCGAGGCCAAAGGAGCAUGGAACCUGGAGGAAGAUGACGAGACGGCCUUGACGGCGACGGAGAGAAACGACUGGGAAAUUCAGGCACGGAAAAAAGAGGAAUGGAACUCCCAGAGCACAUAG